Messenger RNA from Anoplopoma fimbria (sablefish), 1454 nucleotides. RefSeq names its product odr-4 GPCR localization factor homolog (gene odr4). The transcript is spliced from 14 exons. Bases 99 to 1409 code for a protein of 436 amino acids. The record is from RefSeq and is a predicted model, not a curated record. Gene Ontology annotation, cellular component: endomembrane system. Lineage: Eukaryota; Metazoa; Chordata; Actinopteri; Perciformes; Anoplopomatidae. Gene Ontology annotation, biological process: intracellular protein localization.
UUGAGUUUUGUUGCUCUGCUGACGAUUCGCUGCCAAAAUGAAUAGCAAGUAGCCUUCUGGUUCAUGUCUGACCCCCCGUCUUGCUCCUGUCAGCCAGUAUGGGUCGCAGUUAUAUAGUAGAAGAUGCCGUGGAGGGAUAUCUGACGAAACAAUGUGAACAAAAAGCAGGUCCAGUCACAGGCCUGCUAAUUGGACAGAGCUCAACCCAGAGGGAUUUUGUCGUCACGGCAACUCGGACGCCCCAAAGAGAGGAAUCUACUGCAGCGGCUGGAAACUCUCUGGACAAGGAGUGGGUGACUGAGCAUGCUCGACAGGUGUCUCGGAUGCUGCCCGGAGGCCUGUCUGUAUUGGGAGUCUUCCUCAUCACUGAAACUGACGGCAAGGACACACUUACCACACUCCGACAGCUGGUCUUUGCAGUGGAGAACCUGAUCUCCUCCGAGCGUCUGUGGAACCCAGCAGAUGAUGACGUCACUGACUAUGUCACCCUGCACGUCAACCCCAAAACCAGAAAAACCUUCUGCAGAACCUUCGACGUCAAAGACCCCAAGAGCGUUGCCAAGCCUGCAGACUGGAAGUACCAGUCAGGUUUGUGUUCCUCCUGGAGCACGGUGUCCUGUUGUUUAAGCGUGGACAUGUUGGUGCCACUGCCAGACAACAGAACCAAUACGGAGGACACGGAUAAAUGUCUAAAGGAGGGGCUCAGAGUUUGGGCACACCAGCUGGAGAGUGGAGUUUGUCUGAUCGAUGGGAAAAGGCUGGCCGAGGACUCAGAGCUCACCGUAGGACAGAAGAGGAACGUGAGACAGACGUACACAGCUCAGCUACUCAUCACACCGGAUGAGCGGAGGUCGGCAGAUGCGGUCCAGCAGUGUGGAGGCAGCGUGUCAGUCAGAGGAGCCAUCCACAGCAGAGCUUACAUACACAGCAACAAACCCAAGGCCAGACUGGCAGAGAAGCUGCUGAAGAGGGACGCGGUCUCUACGGUGGCCACGAGGGUUCAGAUGCUGCUGGAGGAGCUGCUGACGACGGAAGGGGAGAGCAAAGGCAGCGGAGACAAACAACGGAGAGAGCAAUUCUCCCUCCCCAAUCGUAUCUUCUGUCCAUUGAAAGCGAGCGGGCCGGUGUGUGUGUGCGACUACCUUUUCAGUGACGAAGGCCUGUCUGAGGUGACGGACAGGCUGAAGGAGAUGCUGGACAUUGACGCGGCUGAGGAGGACCUGGAUACCAGGCAGGAAACGCCCGCUGAAGUCAUAGAGAGAGAUGCUGCAGCAGGUAGGACGAAGCCCACCCUGGAAACCGUUGAAGCGCUGGAGCCCAAGAGGAACAACUACAUUGGUGUUGCCAUGGCUACCGCCGUCACCCUUCUUGCCACUGCUGCCUCGAUGCUCUAUCUCAAUGACGUUUGAUACACACACAUGCACACACCAAAUAAAACGUUUGUUGUUAACAUU